UCAGCCAAAAGCGAAUCCCGUGGGCUGAGCUCUGCAGAGGCUCCGACGGCUCCCGGCCCCGCUGCUCGCCCCGAAGCGUCCGCCCCGCGCCCCGCGUCUCAGCCAUGGCAAGAAACCAGCAAGUGCAGAAAGCCAAGCUGGCCGAGCAGGCCGAGCGCUACGAGGACAUGGCAGACUUCAUGAAGGCCGUGGUGGAACACGGGGACGAGCUGUCGAACGAGGAGCGCAACCUCCUGUCCGUCGCCUACAAGAACGUGGUGGGCUGCCAGCGCUCGGCCUGGAGGGUCAUCUCCAGCAUCGAGCACAAGACCGAGGAGGGAGAUGACAAAGCACAGCUGGUCAAUGAGUACCGGGAGAAGGUGGAAGGGGAGCUCAACUCCGUCUGCAACACCGUCCUGAGCUUGCUGGACAAGUAUCUCAUCAAGAAGGCGAGCGAAUCCGAGAGCAAGGUCUUCUACCUGAAGAUGAAAGGUGACUAUUACCGAUACCUGGCCGAAGUGGCCACGGGGAACGACCGCAAGAAGGCGAUAGACAGCGCCCAGGAAGCCUACCAGGAGGCCAUGGACAUCAGCAAAAAGGAGAUGCAGCCCACGAACCCCAUCCGCCUGGGGCUGGCCCUCAACUUCUCCGUCUUCCACUACGAGAUCGCCAACGCCCCCGAGCAGGCCAUCUCCCUGGCCAAGACCACCUUCGACGAGGCCAUGGGGGACCUGCACACGCUCAGUGAAGACUCCUACAAGGACAGCACCCUCAUCAUGCAGCUGCUCAGGGACAACCUCACGCUAUGGACAGCCGAGUGCGCCGGAGAGGACGGCGGCGACGCUGGCGAAGAGCCCAAGAACUGAAUGGCCCCCGAGGAGCCGGGGCCUGGGCCCCCACCUGUCCCCCACCUCCCUCCCUUCCCCCCAACCCCCUCAGUCUCUUUGGCAUCUCUCUGUGGUUCAUUUUGUCGUGGUCUUUUAUUUUUGUGUGGUUUUGUUUCGGGGGGAGGUGUCUCAGCUCCUCCAUGGUCCCCCCCCAGGAUGCCGGGAGCUGGGGCCAUGUGUGGUGUUUGCUGGGCGGCUUUGGGACGUGUCCCCCCUCCUCCUUCCCUCUCCUCUCUGCUCUUGCCUGGGGGGUGGGAAGGGAGGGAGAGGGGGUGCCUCUGGCCCUGAGGGCUGCUG
Molecule: messenger RNA, 1163 nt
Organism: Colius striatus (speckled mousebird)
Lineage: Eukaryota; Metazoa; Chordata; Aves; Coliiformes; Coliidae
Gene: SFN
Product: stratifin
Exons: 1
Coding region: 105-845 (246 amino acids)
Biological process (GO): signal transduction
Cellular component (GO): cytoplasm
Molecular function (GO): protein kinase binding
Source: RefSeq, a predicted model, not a curated record